Molecule: messenger RNA, 1204 nt
Organism: Schistocerca nitens (vagrant locust)
Lineage: Eukaryota; Metazoa; Arthropoda; Insecta; Orthoptera; Acrididae
Product: speckle-type POZ protein-like
Exons: 4
Coding region: 483-1154 (223 amino acids)
Biological process (GO): proteasome-mediated ubiquitin-dependent protein catabolic process; regulation of proteolysis
Cellular component (GO): cytoplasm; nucleus
Molecular function (GO): ubiquitin protein ligase binding
Source: RefSeq, a predicted model, not a curated record
CUGUCUUUCAACAACUUCUUUGCCUCUACACGUCCACCUCGACUGACAUCUCUGCCCAAACUCUUUGUCUUUAAAUAUGUCUGCUUGUGUCUGUAUGUGUGGAUGGAUAUGUGUGUGUGUGCGAGUGUAUACCUGUCCUUUUUUCCCCCUAAGGUAAGUCUUUCUGCUCCCGGGACUGGAAUGACUCCUUACCCUCUCCCUUAAAACCCACAUCCUUUCAUCUUUCCCUCUCCUUCCCUCUUUCCUGAUGAGGCAACCGUUGGUUGCGAAAGCUAGAAUUUUGUGUGUAUGUUUGUGUUUGUUUGUGUGUCUAUCGACCUGCCAGCACUUUCGUUCGGAAUCUGCAGGAGAGAUAGAUGCAGCAGCAGUGGAUAGCGAAGUGGAUAUCAAGGAAGAACCAGUUCUUCAGCAGAAUGCAAGUUCGGUAAAGUUAUUUUGAGGGAAAAGUUUUUUACUUGCCCCGACACCUGCGACCUUCCGUGAUGUUCCGCAGAAACGCUAGUUGGUUCAUCCGCAUUUUUGUGGCGGUGGUCAUGUGUAGUGGCUACAGUCGCCCAGUUUCCGUUACAGAAGCCCUAACAGUGGGACGAGUUCAUGAGGCUGAGGAGGCCACGGCCGUGGAUCUGGGUGCCGUGCUGGACGCCGGGGACGGCGCUGUGGUGACUCUGCUGGCCGGGGACAAUACGCAGCUGGUGGCUCACAGGGCUGUCUUGGCCGCCAGGAGCGCCGUGUUUGCGGGCAUGCUCCGCCGUCUCACCUUAGAGGCCAGCAGCAGCCAGCUCGCACUCUCCGACAUAGAGGGCCCCGUGCUGCGCCAGGUGCUGGCACACCUCUACACCCUCCAGCCCCCACAGCUGCCCAGCAUGGCGCCACAGCUGUUGGUCGCCGCUGACCAAUACGGCUUGUCAGUACUGAAGGUGCAGUGCGAGCAACAGGUGGCCGCACAGCUGUCUGUCGAGACUGCAUCAGCCACAGGUGUUCUCGCGAUUAGGCACUCCGCUAACACGCUGAAGCAGGCUGCCGUCGCCUUCAUAAAGGCCCACUUGCUCAGUGUGAUGGCGACGCAGGGCUGGGAUGAGGCUGUAGUCAACGACCCACAAACUGUUGUGGGGUUGGUUCACCUGAUUGCAGAGACACCGACAGACGCCAGGUAAGCGUGAGACAAGCUGCUCAUCUAUGUUACACAGCUCUAAGUGUGCGUACU